Dictyostelium discoideum AX4 is the source of this 5595-nucleotide messenger RNA. Its product is annotated as WD40 repeat-containing protein. The record is from RefSeq and is a predicted model, not a curated record. The transcript has 4 exons. NCBI's taxonomy places the organism in Eukaryota, Evosea, Eumycetozoa, Dictyosteliales, Dictyosteliaceae. Bases 1 to 5595 code for a protein of 1864 amino acids.
AUGUCUCAUUUAACAAUGAUUGGGGAUGAAGACGAUAAAAUGAAUACUUCAAUAAUGACAAAGAAAUUUACAAGUUAUCAUAGAUUGGUUGAUUAUUUUAUAGUUUGUGGAUUGGGUAGAUCAAUUGUUGUCAACGAUAUUGAUAAACCAUAUCAAACUGAAAUUAUUGAUAGAUAUCCAGCAACCAACUAUGAUGAUGCAGAUAUUCCAGCUCAUAUUUGGAUGUUUUGUUUUCCAUCUGGUUUAUUAAUAAAAGAAACAAUGGAAGAUCCAACUUUAUCAAUGUUUUGUUUAACAGAGUUGGACGGUUCAAGAUUUUAUUCAACAUCUUUAAUUUAUUAUACAGAAAUUGAAAAAUCAAAAAUGGAAAAUGAUCAAUAUGAACAAUUAUUUAAACCAGUUUCAAUAACAUUACUAUCAAGAUAUCCAUGUUAUGAUAUUUUAAAACAAUUACUUAGUUAUGUUUAUUUAUAUAGUAUAAAUAAUGGCACAGAUGAAACUAAUAAAAUACCAAUAGAAAGAAUUAUUUCAUAUAUUGUAAAUGAUUUACCAAGACCAAUUUCAGGUUUUAGAUUUAAUAUUAAUUUACCUGACAUUUUCACGCCACAACAUACAUUAAUCAAUAAUAUAUUUAAAAAUGUAUUAAAAGGUACAUCAAAUAAUAGUAUGGGUAGUUUUAUUGGUGGUAGUAGUAUUUUUAGUAAUAAUAAUAAUAAUUUAAAUCCAUCAAAAUUAAAUUAUUCAUUAUCAAAUUUACCAUUAUUCCCAUCUUUAGAUAUACCAUUUUCAUUAUUAUUUAAUAUAAUUGGUGUAAAUAAUACAAUAAAUUUAUUUUCAGCAGUACUUCAAGAAAGAAAAGUUUUAUUUUUAUCAAAAUUUAAUUCAUUAUUAACAAUUGUUUGUGAAACUUUAAUUGGUUUAUUGUAUCCAUUUAGUUGGCCACAUGUGUAUAUUCCAAUUUUACCAGAUUUAUUAGUAGAUUUUCUUCAAGCACCAACUCCAUUCAUUGUUGGUAUGAUUAAAAAUAAAAAUCAACCAAAAAUUGAUUUAUCAGAUAUUGUAGUUGUUGAUUUAGAUUUACAACAAAUAGUUUCAAAACCAGAUGGAUUUAUUAAUAAUUUACCAGAAUUUGAACGUAAUAGAUUAGAAACCAAUUUAAAACAAAUUUUAUAUCCAGAUAUUGAAUUAAUAUGUAGAGUAUUUUCGUCAAAUGAUAAUGUUAGAGGAAAUAAUUUAGAUGUAUCAACAAAAAUUAGAGCAGCAUUUUUAGGUUUUAUGGUUAGAUUCUUUUAUGAUGUUGACCAAUAUAGAUAUAUGUUAAGAAAAUACCCAAAACCAAUAUCAACAUUCAAUAAAUCUUCAUAUUUAGUUAAACAAAGUGAUCCAGAAGUUGUUGGAUUUUUAUCAGAUUUAAUAGAAACUGCUGCUGUAACAGCAUUCUUUGAUGAGGAUCAAAGUAAUAAUAGUAAUAAAAAUGUAUCAUUAUCAAACCCAAAAAGUUUAUUCUUUAAUUUAGUUUGUAACCAAUAUAAAGAAGAUAUUUUACAAUCACCUUCAUUAAAACAACAACAACAAAAAUUACCACCAACUCCAACUUUAUCAACUUAUAGUAAUAAUAAAAAUAAUAAUAAUAAUAAUAAUAGUAAUAAUAAUAAUAAAAAUGAUAAUAAUAAAAAUGAUAAUAAUAAAGAUAAAGAUAAAGAUAAUAAUAUUAAUUUUAAUAAUAUUUCUGGUUAUGAUUCAGUUAUAACAUGUAUUUUAGAAUUUUCAAAAAAUGAUGGUAAUCAUUUAAUGAUGGAAACUAUAAAUAUACCACCACCAGAUUCGUCUACAUUGAAUCCAUUAUUAUCAGUAUUACCAGAUCCUAGAUUACAAUUUCCAGAGUUAAAUAAAGCAUUAUUUUCAAAGAGAACUGAAUUUUCAAGAGAAAAUAUUGAUACCAAACCAAGACCUUACAAGAGAGAUGAUUCUCAAGCAUCAUUUUUAAUACCAAGUAUUUUAUUUACACCAAGUCCUUCAAAAUCAAAACAAAAUAGAAAAAAUAGUUUCUCAUCAAAUUCAUCAUCUUCUUCAAAUUUAUCAUCCUCACCAAAUUCUUCAUCGUCAUCGUCCCCUUCAACAUCACCAAAUUUAAAUGGUAGUUCAAUUAUAAUUGCAAGUAGAAGAAGUUCAAUUUCAGUUGUUUUAACACCUUCAAAAAAUGUUAAUAGUAGCACCAAAACUAAUAAUAAUGAUGAUGAUAAUAAUACACUAAAUAAAUCAAAUAUUGUAAUUACAAAUUCAAAUGGUGAAACACCAGUUACCUCAUCAGCACAAUUAGAAGAUGAUCAAUUAUUACAAGAAUAUAUUGAAAAGUAUACAGAGAUUAUUUUUGAUGAAAAUGUAGGCAAACUUGGUUUAAAUAAUAAUAAUAAUAAUGGUAAUAGUAAUGGUUACAAUCAAAAUGCUCAAAUUGUAAUUGAUUUUGAACAACAAAAACUUUUAUUGGAUUUAUUUAAAUUAAAGAAAAGUAGAGUUCAUUUUAUGAAUUCUUUGUAUAAGAUUAUUGGUGACAAUGGUAAUGGUAUUACAAUGGAAUCAGGUUGGAGAUUAUUAUUAUUGAUUGAAAUAUUAAAGAAGAUUUUCAAUGAAUGUAAUAAUGCUGCCGAUUUUAAAACUGCAUCAACAAUCAUAUCAAUUACAAAAGAUAUUCAUUUUAAAAAGAUUGUGGUUAGUGGUAAUGGUAAUCAACAACAAACUCAACAAGAACCUUUAUUCAUACAUUUCAGUGGUUUACGUCUUUGGAAGAAUUCUUACUUUUGGGAAUCAUCUUUCUUGGAUAGUCUCUUGAAAAUGAGAUUAGAACAAUUACCAGAAUCAUUCAAUAAUGGUCAAUUGGAUGAUUGGGAUAAUAAGACAAAGGAAGAACAAACUGAAGCUACUCAAUUGGAAGAAGAUGUAUUGUUUAAAUCCCUAAGUGUUUUCGCUUAUCUUAUGAUUAGAUUGAAAUUAUCAGUGGCUGAUACAAUUAGAUUCAUUGGUAGAAUGGUUAUCAUUUGUAAUAUCAGUGAUGAUCAUUACAAUAUAUUGGCAUCCUUAAUAGAGAAACUACAUUAUGCAGAUCCUUCAAAUCAAAAUGGUGCUGGUGGUGGUGUUAAUGAACCAGAUGAAAAUGGUACCAUCAAUAGUGUUAUUAAUAGAGAUUCAAUCAAAAAUGAAGAGAUUUCAAAUGUCAUUCAAUAUAAUAGAAGUAUAAUUUCUCAAACAUCUGGUAUAGUAUCAGAUGUAAAAGCAAAUCAUAAUAAACAGAAUAGUUAUGUUGAUAUCAAUAGUGGUGAUAUUAAAUAUUUCUCUUCAUCAGUUAAAAGAAAUGUUGAUGUUGAAAAGAAUGACUCAAAAAUGUAUUAUCAAAAACUAAUUGAAAUGAGAAGAAAAGCAUCUGAAGAUGAUUUCAAAUUAAGUUAUCAAAAAAGAUCAACCAGUGGUAGUUCAUUAAAUCAAUCAAAUAAUUCAACACCAACUUUAUCAUCUUCAACUUCUUCUUUAAAUAAUAGUGGUGGUGGUACUAUUACAACUGCUACUUUAUCCACAAAUUUAUCAUUAUCUUUUGAUUUAGGACAACAACAACAGCAACAAUCACAAGAUGUAAUAUAUGAUAAAAAAGAUGGGUAUUCAGUUUUAACAUUAAAAGGUAGUGGUUCAUCAAUAACAUGUGUCCAAACAUUAAAUAAAAGGCAAUCAGUUAUCAAUGGUACAACAGGUGGUAGUAUAAUGGUAUGGGAUUAUAAUGAUGGUAAAUUUUUACAACGUCUUAGUAAUCAUAAAUCAAGUGUAACAUGUAUAGGUGUUGACCAAUCCAUUGAUAAUAUGUUUUGUUCUGGUUCACGUGAUAAAACAUUACGUAUUUGGAAUUACAAUGGAAGUGAAUGGAGUUGUGGAUCAACAUUACAAGAACAUACCAAUGAAAUCUCAAGUCUACAAAUGAAAGGAAAUACGAUUUUAACCGGUUCAAAUGAUGGAAAUAUGAUCAUUUGGGAUGCAAGAUCAAAUAGGAAAAUUCAUCGUUUCACUGGUCAUCAAGGCAAUAUUCUCUCAACGGUAAUGUUUGACAAUGGCUAUUAUGCAGUGACAACAAGUACCGAUACAACAGUUCGUGCUUGGGAUAUUCGUGCAAUGAAGCAAUUUCAAGUGUUUUCUGAACAUCAUGACUGGGUAACUAAAGCAGUUGUGUCGGGUAAUAAUACCUUGUUCACUGGUAGUUUUGAUUGUACCGUUAAAAUGUGGGAUUUAAAUAGUCCACAUUCAAAUAAAACAUUUGCUGGUCAUGGUGGUGGUAUCAAUGCUUUGGCCUAUAAUAAUGAUUCAAAAACAUUGGUUAGUGGUUCUGGUGAUGGUUAUCUAAAAGCUUGGGAUAUUCAAAGUGGUUUCGCUAUCAAAUCUUUCAAAGGUCAUAACGAUGAAAUCUUAUCAAUCCUCUAUGAAGGUGAAACUCUCAUCACAAGUUCUCAAGAUCAAACCAUUAGAAUUUGGGAUAUGAAUUCUGGUGUUUGCCAAAAAGUUUUAAGAGGUCAUACUGAUUGGGUUGUAUCUUUAGCUUCAAUUGAUUACAACAGUAACAACAACAACAAUAACAACAACAACAACAACAAUAAUAAUAAAUCAAAUGUUGGCAAAAAAAAUAAAUUAACAAGAUUUGUUUCAGCAUCAUGGGAUUCUUCACUUAAAUGUUGGAAUAUUGAUCCACCUCAAUCAAUACAAACUCAAAAUACAACUCAAUCACAAAAUUCUUUCUUUUUAUCAAAAGAUAGAAAUGAUAAAGAAUCAAAUAGAGUUGCAAAUGUUAUAAAUCAACAAAAUUCACAAGCAAAUUUAUCAACUUCUUUACCAUUUGAUACACUCAGAAGAUCAAUUUCAUCAAGUAAUAAUGCCAACAACAGCAGUAAUAACAAUGGUAAAAGUGGUGGAUCUAUUAUUUUUAAGAGAACUAAAACAGCAACAAAUAAUUCACCAACUUCACCAGUAUCAUCAUCGCCAACUUCGCCAGUAUCAUCAUCACCAACUUCACCAGUAUCAUCAUCACCAACUUCACCAGCAUCCUCAUCACCAACUUCUCCAUCAUCACCUGUAGUUUCAAAUUCUCCAGAUUGUAAUAAUAAUAAUAAUAAUAAUAAUAAUAAUAAUAAUAAUAAUAAUAAUAAUAAUAAAAAUAAUAAUUCAACUCCAAAUAUUAAUAAUAAUAUUAAUAAUAAUAUUAAUAAUAAUAAUAAUAGUAAUAAUAAUAAUAAUUCUACUCCAAAUAUUAAUAAUAAUAAUGAUAUACCAAUUAUUACUACAACACUUGUAAAAAAUAGACCACUAAGUGAGACCAGUACUAGUACAAAUAAUAAUCUUAAUACAGUCAAUAAAGUUAGACCAACUAGCAAUAAUAGUGUUGGUAGUAUUAAUAGUGGUUCAAGUGUUGAUAGUCAUAGUAGUAGUGAUACACCAGUUGGUAGUAUGUCAUCAUCCCUCUCCUCUUCUUUUUCAAGUCUAUCCUCCUCUUCUUCGGGUGGCCAAUCAUGGCGAAUUGGUUCACCAUUAAAAAAAACUAGACAUCCUCAUGAAAGUUUAAUUUAA